AUGAGUCACUCCAACACUUGGUCUCCGGCAAAAAAGGGGUUUCGCGCUGGCGCGCUGAAGCCCUAUAGCGCCUUGGCCACAGCCAUCGUCCUCGUAGCCGUCCUGUUCUUCUGCACUGCGCCUGGACAUUCCCAACCGGGAUACCGCCAUUAUGGGCCAGGGAUGGGUGGCCCUCACCCUCCAGUCCACGGGCGGCCCGGUGGCUAUCAUGGUGGGUUUCGCCCUCCAAUGGUUCACCGCCCCGGGUAUCCUAUAGGGUAUCACGGGGUACGUGGUCCAUAUGGACCUCACCCUCCUCAUGUCCCUGGUAGGUUUGGGGGAGGCCCGGGCCCUGUCAUUCCUGGACCAGUGCACCCUCCGGUACACCAUGGCCCAAGACCCUUCAACUACGGCUCCGCAUCUCAUUGGUCAAAUUUCGGACCCUCUUCGCAAUACCCUUCUGUGCCCAUGGCACCUCUCCACGGAGCACCAGGCGCCCAAGUACCUGGCGAGCAAGCUCCCGCGGCCGAGUCAACCCCGGAAGUCCCUCAUGUGUCCAACAAUUUAUUCAACUAUAUGACGCAAGACGAAGAAGGACUUACAAACCAAGCCCCAUCAUCAAAUGACGCCUGGUUCGCAUCCAACCCUGAGAGCGCACAGGAAGAAUCAGCCACCGCAACAGGUAUGGGUAUAGAGGAGGAGCCAAAUGCAGAGAGCGACCGGGAAGACAGAGAAAACGACGGCUUUUUGGCGAACAGGGCGAAUCCAAAGGAAGAAACAAAAAAAGAAGCAAAGAGCGAAGAGGCAAAGAGAGAGGCGUCAAAGAAAGAAGGGGAUGAGAAGGAGGAGGCGAAGGAACAAAAGGAAAAGAAGGACGAGGCGGCCAAAAAGAAGGCGGAAGCUCUCAAGGAGGCUGCAAAGGAGAAGAAAGAAGAGGAAAAUAGAGGAGAUGACGAAAAGGAAAAGAAGGUGAAUAGAGAGGAAGGCAAAGCAGAGGCAAAAAAGGCAGAGAAAGAAAAGGAGGAAAAAGAAGGCAGGGAAGCGGAAAAAGCCGACGAGAAAGAUGAUGAAAAGAAGGAAAAGGAAGCGGAAAAAGCCGACGAGAAAGAUGAUGAUGAAAAAAAGGAAAAAAAGGAAAAGAGUGACGAGAUCCCUUCCCGCAAGUCGCACUCGGAAGAGUUUCACAAGGAGGAGUCCUCCCGCAGUGAGGAGGAGUCCCACAAAGAGACUUCUCACAAACAAGAGAGAUCCCAGUGA
Molecule: messenger RNA, 1236 nt
Organism: Eimeria necatrix
Lineage: Eukaryota; Apicomplexa; Conoidasida; Eucoccidiorida; Eimeriidae
Exons: 1
Coding region: 1-1236 (411 amino acids)
Source: RefSeq, a predicted model, not a curated record